Messenger RNA from Adineta ricciae, 3030 nucleotides. The record is from the annotation of a GenBank genome assembly. Lineage: Eukaryota; Metazoa; Rotifera; Eurotatoria; Adinetida; Adinetidae.
AUGUUUACAGGCCUAGAUAAUAGGCGGAAUUCAGCCUCGGUUCGGCAAAAUCUUUUACAAGCUCUAAAAGCAGAUUGUCAACAAUUAAACCAACCGCUAUUGAAUCAAUUAAUCGAGUAUUAUCUUCAAACUGAGUCGCCAAAUGCUCUUCUUCUAAUAAAACAAUUUAAUGAGAAUGGAAAAGAACAAACUAAAGUUCUUAUUGAACAUUUAAAUAGUCAAGGUUUAAAGCAAUGUAGUCGACAGUCAAUCAACUCUGGCAACACUGAUGUCAAUUCGCAUGAUGAUCAAGAGAAAAUUGCUCAUAUCAUGAAAGUGUUUCGUAUUUUGUGCUUAAUUAUUCACAGCCAAGUGCCAAGCUUACCAACGUUGAUCAAAGACAGUAUUUUGCUUACGAAUUGUCUGCAUGCAAUAACGAAAUGCAAAGACGAUCCAAAUAUUUUAGCACAAGGUUGUUAUUUCUUUGCCGCAUUAGCUGCGACUUUACCCAGUGAAAUUGCUCAGCAUACAGAUGCGAUUUUAAAUAUAUUUAAAGCAACAUGCAAAUAUCUGCACAAAAACCUCGCUUCACUUCGUCAACUGUCAGUUCAAAUACAGUCUCAUUCACUCGACAAGGUUCAGUUAUGGAUUGUCAAUCAAUCAGCACACGCUUUAUUUUACACACUUUAUACGGCGUAUCCCUGCAAUUUUGUUUAUCAGAUUCAACGUGAAUUGCAACGGAAUGAAAAUCCUGAAGUGUUCGACGAUAUUUUCGUUCCUAUGUUUCAACGUGUUCGAUUGAAUCCACGUUUGAUUGAAAAUGAUCGAAAACGUGAACUGGAUAAGCACAAACUAUUAAGCAAAGAUCCGUACAAUAUCAUCUAUGAAGCAAGAAAACUUUCGUUAGAUCCAUUAUUCGGUCGAGAAUUGCCAGCGAAUGUGAAUUGGAUGCAUCAGGAAAUGAAAAGAAUUUUACCAUUUCAACAUUUUAAACGACAAUCGCCUACUAGAUCAACCGAUCAGUUAUAUGACGGAAGGCGAAGCAUAAUUGAUAGUACGACAUCGCCUGAGAUCAUUUCGAAAAAAGCGAAUAUUACGCCACUUCAAAAAUUAAAAGACAAAAUUAAAUCAUUCGUUCGUCCAUCAUCGGCCUCCACUCCAGCAACGACAAUAUCCACACCGGAUGUUGGCGUCGUCACUACUUCCACUUCUGUUAAUGCAACUACAACAAAUAAUACACUAUCGAUUCCGAAUGUAUCAUCAGGAGUAUUUACUUCACCAUCACCUUCACUUGGAUCAGAUAUACGAGCAGUGAAAACAAUGCCCGAACUACAGAGUACUACUGACUUGACAUCAUCGGCCGCAUCGACACCGGUUAUUAGCCGUUCAGAUCAAAAUCACGAGACCUACAUCGGAACAGUCAUUAACACAAUUUCAUCAGUUUACGAUCAAAAUAUUCCAUCUCACUGGAGAAAAAUACUUGGUCGUUAUGAUCCUAGUCUCCUAACUGUAUCAACUCCACAACGUCAUGCAACGUUCUAUGUCUCGCCAUCUGAACAUAGUUUGGAUAAUCAACAACAACAGCAGCAUCAGCAGCAAUACGAUGAUAGUUCGCCGACAUCGACGAAUGAAAAGCGGCAACGAUGUGCAUCGGCUUCAUGUGCUAGUGGACAUCAUGUUCAUUCGCCGGUUCUUGCUGCACCAACAACUUCUACAGAUGAGAUUUUACCUCGCACUCGAUCACUUUCAACAAAACAACGAACUCGAAAUUCAACAACAGGUCCUUUUUAUCAAAAACACCAACUAACUCAUCAAACCGAAUACGAUGAAGAUGAUAAUGAUGAUAACGUUCUCGUCAGUCAAAGAUUCUCAACGGAUUCAAGCACAAUGCCUAUACCCUCGGAAUUGUAUAUCAUUUCGGAAACGAAAAAUUCCAUUCCUGAUGAAUUCUCUUGGAGUGAUCAUGACUUUAUUUCAAUACCACAUUUUGAUUUUAACGAUAUUGUUGGCAAUAAUUGUUCUUCCAAUGAAUUGAAACAGUUCGAUCGUUUGUAUGAAUGUCAUUCCAGUUAUGAAAUAUUUCUAACCGAACAAUAUCGAAAAAUAUGGAAGUAUCUAUGGGCUAAAGAAAAAUCUCAUCGAAAACAUAUCAAUGAUCUUCAAACUGCGUGUGCAUUUACCGAUUCACUCCGAGACGAAGUUGAUGUUUAUCUUACGGAAGAAUCAAACAUAUGUAAACAUGAUUCCAAAUGUCUUUCAGAUGAAAAUACAUUGUUGGGUCAAAAAGUUGUAGAAUUAGGAAAAGUCGUGUCUCGACGAAAACAAGUGUGCGCAAACGAAGAUAAACAUAUUGAAAUACGUCAAUUAGAGGAAAAUUGCGAACAACUUCGAAAAUCUGUUAAUAAUGAAUCAUUAAAACUCACUAAUCUUCAAAGUGAAUUGGAUGAUAAUGAAAAAGAAAUGAAGAUCAUUGGUGAACGAUUAGAAGAAUUGAAAGUUUUAAGCAAAAAUAUUUCUAACCUCGAUAAUCUUAACAGACAACUCGAAUGUCAAUAUUUACGUUUUACGGAUGAGAUGUCCAUGCCAAUGCAUAAUCAGUCAUUAGCAUCGCACGUAUCAAAAGAUGACGACGAACAAGCAGCAAUGAAGUCAACAUCAUCGACAACAGCAAACGGACAUGACGCAACUAGCGAGCUGGAUUCGAUUUCUUUUAGCGAUGAUCAUCAAGACGAAAACGAUGACUUUCAGCAAGAAGACGAAGGACAAAUGGAGAAUUAUGAGCAGUUAUUGGCCGAAAUUAUUGAAAUUUUAAAGCAUCAACAUCUCGAGAUGAACAAUGAUCGAUCGACGGUCGAUAUUGAAAAUGAAGCAUAUGGUCUUCUUCUUGAAUAUAUGGAAUCCAAAUCGGAUAUGCAGAACUAUUUAUUGGAGCAUAAUACUCGUUAUACGGAUUUAUAUUUGGAAGUUCAGCAGGAUUAUAUAGCGCAGAUGGAGAAGGAUCUUAUCUUGAAUCAGUCGACGUUGGACCAGAUGCAAAAUGUGGCAAUUUAA